AUGUGAACGUUGAUAGACUAAUCAGUAAUCUGGUAACAUGGUUAAACUUGUUUAUAUUUCUGAUGAACUGAAAAUUGCUGGUGUAUUGUCUUGAUACAAUCAUGUGAUUGUUUUUCUGUACCAUGAGUCACUGUUUGAACACUUCCUCCCUCUUCGGCUUCAGAAACUCACACAGUCAUGUUUAGAGUCGGCUCCUCCUCUCGCCUGGUUGGUUUGGAAUUCCAAAGCUGCACUGUCACGUUUAGCCCUCCUCCCUCCGGUUUUCCACUGCUGGAGGGAGGAGACAGAGGAGGAUUGUAUAAAAGGGGGAGAACACUGGCAGCACACAGAGCACAAACUGUACUGCACAUCCAGAGAGAAAACAGUGAAUCGCUGUGGAUAUAGACCAAACUAUCAAACCUACAGAACUUCAUCCUAACUGGGCCACAAUGGAGACAGAGAAGAAGACUCAGACAGCAGCAGAGCAGAUGACUGACAGAGAUCUGUCAGAACAAAUCAAAAAGGUGACAAAGGAAAGCCACGUCAGGGCAGAAAACACAGAACUGAUGCUGAGUUUCCAGAAGGGACAAGUCACCCUGCAACAGUACAAGCUCCUCCUGUGCUCACUGUAUGAGGUCUACCAGGCCUUGGAGGAAGAGCUGGACAGGAACUCCAACCACCCUGGUGUCGCACCCAUUUAUUUCCCGGCUGAACUGGCCAGGCUGGAGGCCAUCGAGAAAGACCUGGAGUACUUCUAUGGCCAGGACUGGAGAGAGAAGAUUGUUGUCCCCACAGCCACUAAAAGAUACUGCCACAGACUCAGACAAAUUGGUAAAGAAAACCCUGCAUUUCUGGUCGCCCAUGCUUACACCCGGUACUUAGGUGACCUGUCUGGAGGGCAGGUCCUGGGUAGAAUUGCCCAGAAGUCCAUGGGGCUGAAGAGCAGCGAGGGUCUGUCGUUCUUUGCCUUCCCUGGUGUGUCCAGCCCCAACCUGUUCAAACAGCUGUAUCGUAGCCGGAUGAACAGCGUGGAGCUGACGGAGGAGGAGAGGAACGGCGUGCUGGAGGAGGCUGUCAGAGCCUUUGAGUUAAACAUUCAGGUCUUUGAUGAUUUACAGAAGAUGCUAAGUGUCACUGAAAACAAGCUGCAGAAUUGUUCAACACACUCCAGUAACACACCAGCAAAGACACUCCAGAUCCCUGGACCCAUUAUCAAAACUGCGCCACUGCUCAGAAUGGUCCUGGGACUUUUUGUGGCUCUGGCCACAGUCAGUUUAGGAAUCUAUGCUUUUUAGAGAAGAUACACAACAAGAAAUACUAUGUAUUGGUUUGUUGCUGUAAAUUGUAGAUAUUCCCUUCUGUACUGUAAGACUCAUAAAAAAGCUUACCUGAUUAUAAUUUUGUAAGAUUUUACCGGUCUGUAAAUGACAAGAGACUGUGUAAUAUUUUUGUAAUUUGACUGAGAACCACAAUUAUAAUAUAUAUAUUCUAAGUUGAGUGUAAUGAUUUUUGAAUUCUACAAUUUUUCGUCCAACACUGUUAUCCAGUGUGCAUUAAAAUGUGCAAUAUGUGUGCUUAUAAUACUGUGAAUGUUACCUUUUUAAUAAAAUCUUUUGUUAAAAGAGAA
Siniperca chuatsi (mandarin fish) is the source of this 1606-nucleotide messenger RNA. Its product is annotated as heme oxygenase-like. Gene Ontology annotation, molecular function: heme oxygenase (decyclizing) activity; heme binding. NCBI's taxonomy places the organism in Eukaryota, Metazoa, Chordata, Actinopteri, Centrarchiformes, Sinipercidae. Bases 429 to 1274 code for a protein of 281 amino acids. Gene Ontology annotation, biological process: response to oxidative stress; heme catabolic process; heme oxidation. The transcript is spliced from 7 exons. The record is from RefSeq and is a predicted model, not a curated record.